ACACCAAUGGCAACUUCUCUGAUCUGCCAUGUGUGUGGUGAUCGCAGCUCUGGCAAACACUACGGAUCCAUUUGCUGUGACGGAUGUUCCUGUUUCUUCAAGCGAAGCAUCCGAAAGCGAGCACUGUACACUUGCAUCUCCGGCCAGGGCGGUUGUGCAGUUGAUAAGGCCCGCAGGAACUGGUGUCCUUUCUGUAGACUGCAGAAAUGCUUCACGGUUGGAAUGAAUGCUUCGGCCGUGCAGGAGGAACGUGGACCCCGGAAGAAUCGAAAAUUACAAGCGAGAACCAUUCAUCCAUCGCAAAUCCUCGCACAAGUGAUGGUGGCCUGCAUUCGCCAGGCUCGAGUCAACGAGAGCUUCGCGUCGUUCAGUCGAGAGCAGCAAAACCAAAUCCUUCGUCACGUCUGGUUUGAGUGUUUCAUUCUACGUGUUGCGAACUGGUCCAUCGACAUCUCCUCCAUAGUGGAAAGAUGUGCCGAUGAGUCGCUGCGGGAAAUCGUCCACCGAACGAAGGCACUGAAAGUGGAUCUAAUUGAAAUUUCUCUACUUGAGACGAUGAUACUUUGCCGAAAAGCACAGUCUCCGCCCAACAACAGCAGCAGCAGCACCCGUGGUAGGUCCGACCGUCCGUUGGUGUCAACGUUUUUGCCAUUUUCGUGCUAUCGCUUCGGAAAGCUACUGCUAGGAUUGAGAGGCUUAUCGAUGCACUGCUACGAAACCUCGGUACGUGCCAUGUUUCGGGAGAUCGCUGGUGAUGGUUUAAUGGAGCACUUUGUAACCAAAUUAUAA
Malaya genurostris is the source of this 789-nucleotide messenger RNA. RefSeq names its product retinoic acid receptor RXR-gamma (gene Hr83). Gene Ontology annotation, biological process: regulation of transcription by RNA polymerase II; cell differentiation; anatomical structure development. The record is from RefSeq and is a predicted model, not a curated record. Lineage: Eukaryota; Metazoa; Arthropoda; Insecta; Diptera; Culicidae. Gene Ontology annotation, molecular function: nuclear receptor activity; zinc ion binding; RNA polymerase II cis-regulatory region sequence-specific DNA binding. The coding region runs from base 7 to 789 and encodes 260 amino acids. The transcript has 5 exons.